CUGUAAAAUAAUGUGGUGUGGAACAUGAUGAGAGUUAGAGUACCACAAACGAAUAACAAAUGGUUGCAUCCAAAAAAGGGUUAGAAUUAGUACACACCACACUCGCGCGCAACUCGCACACUCACUCACUCCUCUAUCCCUAAUUUCCCAAUUCAAACCCUAUCCCUAAUUCUGCAUUUCGGAUUCAUUUACGCGGAAUGGCAGAGAUUCAGCCGCCGGAGGGGCAGAUAAACGGCGGCGGAACCCUAAUUCUCAAUUCGUCGGAGCCUUCCAUCGGAUCCAAGCGGCAGCGGCCCCCGAGCGUCCGAUUGGGCGACAUCGGCGGAGACCAGCCCUACGACUCCCACGCGCGCCGCAACUCCAAGCCGUGGAAACUCGCCUUCGACGGCGGACACCACCACCACCACCACCGUGGCGGCGGCAAGGAGAAGGGCCCAGGUAAACCCUCCAAGACUCGUCCUUUAACCAACUUGAGCGAGUUUAACGAAACCCUAGAACCCAACGACAGAGAGCCAGGGAACAUCGACACCGUCGCAAUUGGGAGCUGGAAGGUCAGAGAGUCCAAGAAGAGGGGCUCCGUCGCCACCAAGAGGGUCAGAUCGAAUUGGGUUUCCAGAAUCGACGAGGGCGGCGACAACGGUGGCGGCAGCGGUGGCGGCGGCGGCGAGGGGGAGGAAGAGGAGAAGUAUAACGGAGAUGGGGAUGAUGAUGACGAUGAUGUUGACGGGUAUCGGGAGUUUGAGGUGGAGAAUUCGGAGAGUCCUUUGAAGGAACAAAGCCCUAUUCAUAGUGUGGAGAAUUUGGGGGGUGAUGGGAAUAGGAGGGGAUUUAAGGGUAGAGAACAGCAGCAGCAACAGCAUGACGGGGUUGAGCUAUCUGUGCCGUCUGAUACUGAUGUUAGGGCUUGGAAGUGUGGGGAUAGGAAUAAUGAGAAUGGUGGGAGAGUGAGGGGUGGUGAAGAUGGGGUUAGGAUUUGGCUCAAUGGAUUGGGAUUGGGUCGUUAUGCGCCUGUGUUUGAAGUGCAUGAGGUGGAUGAUGAGGUUUUGCCCAUGUUGACUCUAGAGGAUCUCAAGGAUAUGGGGAUUAGUGCUGUUGGGUCCAGGAGAAAAAUGUACACUGCCAUUCAGAAACUCGGGAAGGGCUUCUCCUGAGUUGAGCAAGCUGAGCUUGUUUUUGGUGCCGUGGCCGCCGGAUGAUGUAGAUUCUCAGCCGUAGCGAAUUAUUCAGAUGCGUGUGUCUGAGCUGAACUGAGUUUUAGUAUGUUCUCCCGUGACUCUUUUUUUUAGGGUUGGAAAAGUUAGGACCUCACAUGUUAUUUGAGAAACAAACAUCCUUCUUGAAAUCCAGUGCAAGUAUAUAUAACUCUGCGAAUUUUGUUGGAGCUAUUCAUAAUUGUUUUUUUUUCCACUGAAGCAAUUCUAGUUUUUUAUUUCGUUGGUAACUUGGAAGAGCAGCAUGAAGGAAAAACCAACAUGGUAUAACGCGGUUGGAAAGUUCUUUCCUUGAAUGAAAAGGGCAUGCUGUUUCAUUUCCUUAUUCUGUUUAUGGGAAUGUCAACCAUGCAUUUUUGUGGUCUUGUGAAAUUAUUGUGUUGACCUUGUUUACAGAACUCGUGUAGACUACAAUAAUCAACAUUUAGUAUGCGAAA
This is a messenger RNA of Cajanus cajan (pigeon pea), 1648 nucleotides long. RefSeq lists its product as uncharacterized. Gene Ontology annotation, molecular function: protein binding. The record is from RefSeq and is a predicted model, not a curated record. NCBI's taxonomy places the organism in Eukaryota, Viridiplantae, Streptophyta, Magnoliopsida, Fabales, Fabaceae.